AUGGGUAAGGCCUACAGUCGGGUCCCACAGCGGUUGAAUUUGCCAGAGUUUCAGGUGCUCCACAAUAAGGUUACACCUAUUGCUCUAGAUCUCUUGAAAGAGCAGAUCUCACUUGCCAAAAAUGAGCAACAAUAUAGGCCUGGCUGCACAGGUUCUUUCACAAAGAAGUAUGGUUUGCCAUGUUGCCACACCCUCCACCAGCGUGCCCACCGGUCAGCUCAAAAUGAGAUAAAUAUAACCUUUGAGGAGAUUCAUCCUCACUGGCACUAUUACCCACAAAGAAGCAGCAUUCAAAUACUGUCUGCUGUCGUGCCUCGUGAUCCUGCAACAGUCAAGGGCAAAGGCCGCCCAAGGAAGCAGAAAACAUGCACUCAAAACAAUAACUCAAUGACCUCUAGGCCCUCUGCCCUCACCGACAGCCAGAGAGAGCCUUCCAGCUUUGAGAUAGUUGCAGCAACCCAGGUCACAGCUACUCAGCUCUCUCACACCUCUCACACUCCAGGUAAUGGCCAUGCAGUUGAUGGAGGUCAAUCUUUAGGUGUACUCACUGUAAAUUCUACUGUUAACCCUACCCUUGGCAACACCGCCAGUCAACCUAUUGAGAUUGGCAAUUCUACACCUGCUGCAACUUACCAGACUGUGAUUGCACCGACCUCUACAUCUACAGGACCUGCAGGUCUCUCACAGGUCAAUGAAGAGGUGGGUAUAGCUCUAGCAGGCAAAAGGAAGCGUGGAAGGCCUCUUGGCUCGAAAGACAAGCAGCCGCAUAAGUACAAGGCCUUGCCUGCAGUUCCUGAACCGGUACCUGAGCAGGAUGGUGUUUGA
This is a messenger RNA of Westerdykella ornata, 825 nucleotides long. RefSeq lists its product as uncharacterized. The transcript has a single exon. The record is from RefSeq and is a predicted model, not a curated record. NCBI's taxonomy places the organism in Eukaryota, Fungi, Ascomycota, Dothideomycetes, Pleosporales, Sporormiaceae. Bases 1 to 825 code for a protein of 274 amino acids.